AUGGAAUACUGUCCCGUUUACGCACCUUUCUUUGGCUCCAUGGGCUGCACUGCUGCCAUCGUUUUUAGCUGUCUCGGAGCCGCGUAUGGCACUGCCAAAUCUGGUGUCGGUCUCUCUGCUAUGGGUGUCCUUCGUCCUGAUCUUUUGAUCAAGUGUAUUGUCCCCGUUGUCAUGGCUGGUAUCUUGGGUAUUUAUGGUGUCGUUGUCAGUGUCUUGCUUUCCAGUGGUCUUGCUUUGAAGCAGACCUUGUUUAGCGGUUUUAUCCAGUUUGGUGCUGGUUUGAGUGUUGGCCUUUCUUGCUUGGCCGCUGGUAUUGCUAUCGGUAUCACUGGCGAUGCUGGUGUUCGUGCUACUGCUCAACAACCCAGAAUGUUUGUCGGCAUGAUCUUGAUUCUCAUUUUCGCUGAAGUCUUGGGUCUUUACGGUCUUAUUGUUGCCCUUAUUUUGAACACCAAGGCAUCCGGUUCUGAGAGCGUGUGCAACUAA
Messenger RNA from Lichtheimia ornata, 486 nucleotides. Its product is annotated as V-type proton ATPase proteolipid subunit. Bases 1 to 486 code for a protein of 161 amino acids. The record is from RefSeq and is a predicted model, not a curated record. NCBI's taxonomy places the organism in Eukaryota, Fungi, Mucoromycota, Mucoromycetes, Mucorales, Lichtheimiaceae. Gene Ontology annotation, molecular function: proton-transporting ATPase activity, rotational mechanism. Gene Ontology annotation, biological process: proton transmembrane transport. The transcript has 5 exons. Gene Ontology annotation, cellular component: proton-transporting V-type ATPase, V0 domain.